Molecule: messenger RNA, 960 nt
Organism: Thelazia callipaeda (thelaziosis nematode)
Lineage: Eukaryota; Metazoa; Nematoda; Chromadorea; Rhabditida; Thelaziidae
Source: the annotation of a GenBank genome assembly
AUGUUUGGAGCUGAGAAAGGUAUGUGCAAACGUUGUAGAGAACAAAUGAAGAUGGUGGAACAUCUAGCAACGCAGUGCGAAUGUUACAUCACAACAGUACUAGAAGAUACAAUGAGAAAAACACCAAAUAAAGAAGCCGGGAAUAAACGUAAAGAUCAGUUAACGAACCGAUACAAGAAAUCCAAAAAGCGUCGUCUUGUGUUUUCAGAUGAAGAUGAAACUAUUGAUGAUGAAUCAUGGGAAUAUGAAUUAUCGAAUUCACCGACCAAAAGUGAAGAAACAGAAAAUGAAAGUGACAAACCAAAUGAGGAAAAUUCAAGUGACGAUGAAUUAGAAGUAUUUCGUCAGUUGCAAAAUGGAAAGAAACCAAAAAAAAGAUCUGAAUUCAUUGAAGAAGAAGCAGCAUUGUCUGGAGAUGAUAUUGGAAGUGAUGAUGAUGAUGAUGAUGAGGGUCAGCUAGAUGUUUAUGAAGCUGAAGAAGGGGACGAUGAUGAAGUUCCAGACGAUGAAACCAUCAAAGAACAGCUUCAGAGGCAGUGGAUAAAACAACAACAAGAUGAAGAAGACAGAAAGUUGUUAUACUGGAAAGACAAGCUUCUCAAGGAUGGUGAUUUGACAGGUGAAACAGAUCGUACAUUUCGUUUUAAAUUACGCUCGAACGCAACAGAAGACACAAAUGAACAGGUGGAUGGCACAAGUAUUGACAGUGAAUGUCUUGAGAAUCCUAAUUUACCUGAACCUAAAAUCCCGAUAGAUGAAGCAAGCCCAUUAUUACAAGCUGCCUCGAAAAUUAUGAAGAAAACAGAUGCAAACAGGAGCAGCCAACUUGGUGAGCGAGUAGGACCCUCACUUCUGAAAAACUCUCUUUUAAGUCAUCGCAAGUCACUGUCUCAAGUGCUUGGUCAAACCAGAACGUCCAUAGAAGCCACGGAAGACUUCAAUGUCGUUUGUUACCAUUGA